Messenger RNA from Oncorhynchus masou masou (cherry salmon), 9055 nucleotides. RefSeq lists its product as uncharacterized. The transcript has 29 exons. Bases 1257 to 7514 code for a protein of 2085 amino acids. Gene Ontology annotation, biological process: inflammatory response; innate immune response; regulation of apoptotic process. The record is from RefSeq and is a predicted model, not a curated record. Gene Ontology annotation, cellular component: cytoplasm. Lineage: Eukaryota; Metazoa; Chordata; Actinopteri; Salmoniformes; Salmonidae.
UGGUUCUGUUUAUGCUACUGUAACAGUAUAACUUUAGUCCGUCCCCUCCGCAGGGCUUGAACCAGGGACCCUCUGCACACAUCAACAACAGUCACCCACGAAGCAUCGUUACCCAUCGCUCCACAAAAACGGCGACACUUGCAGAGCAGGGGGAACUACUACUUGCAGAGCAAGGGGAACUCAGAGCAGGUAACGUCACCGAUCGAAACGCCACCAGCUCACACCACGGCUAACUAGCUAGCCAUUUCACAUCGGUUACACUACCUACCCUUCAGGCUUAUUGAGAAGUGCAAUCCGUAUUUAUUUUGUCUCCUUCAGUAGUGUGGUCUUCCUACAGCAUGUUCUUGUUCCAAGUUGCUGCACGUGCCUGAUUUCCAGGAAGUGUAUAAGUACCCAAACCUGCCAGAGUACUUGAAGGACAGAGUGGUCUACAAUUUAUCAGCGAACAGGAAAGAAAACCUCUAUCUCCCCGUCGCUCUGCCUGGGGACUCCAUGGAAAAGUACACUCUGACUAAGCUAUAAACAGACAGUUCAUUACACACUGACUAAACUAUAGCCAGACACCUCAGUUCAGUUAUCGACUCAAUGGAAAGAGGGAAAGUAUUAAAGUAAGACGUAUGGACAUAACAUCUCUCAUCCACAAGAGGGCAUAUUUCCACAACCCAGGAGAGCUUUUAUAAAGAAAUCAGGCUCAUGUUGGCUACAGCUGCCAUCUUGGAUCAUGUUGCAUCAGCUAUGGAAGGAACAUAGCUCUCCAACCUUCAGUGUGAACUGAACCCCUAAAGGAACAUCACUGAAGUUGACAUUUCUGUCUGUCUGAUUCAUAAAGAUCAGAAAACUACAUUUUCACACCGCACCUUCAACUUUGUUUAUGAGGGGUAGGGUAAAGUCCAAUAAGCCCUUAAGGUGUGCCUCCUGUAGAAAACUGAGACAAAAGAAACUGGACUGACAUUGAGCAUUUGUGAGCCACAAAGAGUCAAAGAAAAACAGACAUUUCAACCUGAAGACCGGAGCCCUAGGACCAUGUCUCAGGACGACCUGGCCUGAUGACUCCUUGCUGUCCCCAGUCCACCUGGUCAUGCUGCUGCUCCAGUUUCAACCUUUCUGCCUGUGGCUAUGGAACCCUGACCUGUUCACCGGACGUGCUACCUGUCCCAGACCUGCUGUUUUCAACUCUCUAGAGACAGCAGGAGAGUAGACAACCAGUGAAGAGACGGAUGACUUUGUGCUGAGGUGUGACCUUUCCUGGGAGCAAAAUGGAGUCUGAUCAAAAUGCUGAGUUGGUGGAUGAACACAGGUCCCAGCUCAUUCAGAGGGUCACCAUGGUGAUGUCUAUAGCUGAUGAGCUGCUUGCUGAAGGCAUGAUUCAUAAAGAGAUGUACUCCAACAUCAGUGCUGCCAGAACUGAUGAGGACAAAAUGAGGGAGCUCUUUAAAGCCCUCCACUCUGGAGGAAACAAAGUGAAAUCUGCCUUUCUCUCCAUACUGAGGGAGAAUGAACCUAAUCUGGUCCAGGAUUUGGAAUCCCACAUCAAACAAGGAGAUCAACAAGAGAACAAAAGCACAAUAAGCCUAAAGUACAAGGAAUUCAUCAGAGGUGAAUAUGCCACAGUGCAGGAGUACAACUCUCUCCCUGGAGAACAUGUGAAGCUAGAUGAUCGCUACACUGAGCCCCUGAUCAUCCAGAAACACCGUCAGCAGAGAGAGAGAGAGGAGGAGAUCCGCUCCAGAGGACAGAACUUUCAUCACGUCAUGGACCAGAGGGACAGCGAGGCCUACAAGAGUACCAAAGUGGAGAGGCUGUUUGAUCCAGACGAGCACGGAGACAUUCAGAGAACAGUGAUACUGCAGGGCCACUCUGGAACUGGCAAGUCAUUUACCAGUCAGAAGAUCAUGUCUGACUGGGCCUUUGGAAGACUUUACGAAGACCGAUUUGACUUUGUUUUUCACCUGAGGUGCAAAGAACUGAACCAGGCCACUGGGAGAAAAAGUCUGAUGGAUCUGCUUGACUACGAUCAGGGUUCAUCAUCAAUGAUCAAUCAGGUCCUUCACCAGUCUCCUGAGAGGGUUCUCUUCCUGGUGGACGGCUUUGAUGAACUCAAAUUCUCACUUGAUGUACCUAAAGACUCCCUUCCCAGGGACCCGUGGACACAAUGCUCCCCCGAAGUGACACUGAGUGGCCUGAUACGGAAACAGAUAUUGCACGAGUCCUUCCUGCUUGUUACCACCAGGUCCACAGCGUUGGUCAAACUGAUUGGAGUGGUCAAACAUCCAGUGAGAUACGCUGAGAUAUUGGGCUUUUCUGAGGAAGGCGUGAAGGUCUACUUUGAGAAGUUCUUCAAACAGAAGCAACUCUCACAGCAAGCCUAUGACUUUGUGAGGGAAAAUGAAACCCUUUUCACUGCAUGUUUCAUUCCAGUCAUCUGCUGGAUCAUUUGCACAGUUUAUAGGGAGCAGUUUGAUGAAGGCACAGAGAUGAUACAAUCGCUGGAGACCACCACCUCCAUCUUUGUUGAAUUUGUUGACACUCUGUUGAAGCACCACUGUCAGGAUUUGGGUCAGUCAGCUCUUACUAUCCUCCAAGGACUAGGCAAGCUGGCAGAAAAGGGAAUGGAAGAGCAGCAAGUCUUAUUUGACCAUGAUAGUGUGUCACAGACAGUGUCAGAUCCUUCCAAAGUCCCCUUCUUGUGUAUGUUUCUCCAAAAGAAGAGAGCAAGUCAGACCACUAUGUACAUGUUCAUGCACCUCAGGUUCCAGGAGUUUUUCACAGCCCUCUCAUACAUGUCACUGGGUGAUGAGGAAGCUCAGGGGAAAGUUAGAGAGCUACUUUCUAAGGUUCGAUGUGGACCGCAACACUUUCACCUCCUGCCCAUUGUUCAAUUUCUCUUUGGCAUCUUAAACAAGGAAGUUGCAAAACGACUGGAGGAAAAACACAUCUCUUGUUCUCAAGGAAUCUGGACCCAGCUCAAACAUUUUAUUCUGGAAGUCAUUGAAAAAGGAAAGGAGGAUCAAAUCGUUAGACGUACAAUGCAGCUUUUCACGUUUCAUUGUCUAUAUGAGCUUCAUACAGAUGAUUUUGUUAAAGAAGCCAUGGAAACAUACACAGACAUUAAUAUGUCAGGAAGUCCCCUGAAGAAAACAGACUGUUGGGUGUUGAUGUAUUGUCUUCAGCAUUGCAAGUCUAUCGAAUGUCUUGAACUGAGUGGGUGCAAUUUAACUGCAGAGAACAUGAAAAUCCUUCUGCCAGCGUUGCAGAAAUGUAAAGCUCUUGUGUUGCAGGUGGAUGACCUAGCCGAUGAUGAUUUAGAUGGUCUGUUGACAGCGCUGGGAGAAGGAAAGAGUUUGGAGCUGGAUCUGCGUAACACCAACUUCUCUGAUGAGAAAGUACAGGACUUGCUCGUUGCUCUCACUAAACACAAAACCAGAAAAGUUCAAACUGGAGUGAAGUCCAUCACCAGAAAUACAGCUGACAAAUUCAUGUCCCUCAUCAGUAAGGCACAUGGAGUCUUGGAUCUGAUAAAGCUUCAUAGUUGUGGGAAUGUUGCAUUGAGUGUCCAGCUUCAGAAAGAUGGAGUGAGAGCUCCCCAAAUUAUUCUUUGGUUAAAAGUGCCAGAGAUGAAAAUGAUCUGUGACUCUAUCAGAACAUCUGGCUACAGUUUGACUGGAGUGAAGUUGAGAGUGAGGCAGGUGGCUGACGAGCGCCCAUUCCUCUACCCUACAAACAAUUGUAGGUUAAUGUUACACAUAGACUGGCCUCUCAGAUGCGGCGUAGAGCGUGAAGGUCAACAGCACUCAGCACUCAGCAGCAUUGAGAUGUCCCUAUACGACGAUGAUGUAUUUGACUGGAGACGCAUCCAUCAGCUAUGUCAAACUCUGAAGCAUAAGCCAGAGUGGGAUGAGCAUGCUGAUGAACUGAUCUCGCUGCUACACUCUCAAACCUCUCUGGGUGAAAUAGUUCUGUUGGUGAGCAGCUUGACAGAGAGGUGUGCUGCCAGUGUAAUCCGUCUCAGUCAGGCCUGUUCCAAGCUGAAGGACAUAAUCCUUCAAGUAAACGGUUUCUUAUUGGAAGAAGGAAUACAAUGCUUACGUGAAUCAAAGAGGCGCCCAGAUUGCCAGUUACUUCUCUUGGGGAGGAGAUGCAGGAAGCUUGCUGACCAGUGCUCUGAGGAGAAGGACAAGAGGCUCAGUUGUAAUGACAACGUUUUACUCGCUCUACAUGGAGAAUCAUUCAUAGAGAUUGUGUUAAGGCGUGGGAACGAAAACGAUAGUGAUGACACGUGGAAUGGGAACGAAAACGAUAGUGAUGACACGUGGAAUGGGAACGAAAACGAUAGUGAUGACACGUGGAAUGGGAACGAAAACGAUAGGCCGAGAGAUGAUAUAAAGUGUAAAGGGUGUUGUGUUGUUGGAUAUGCAGGAGACAAGCAGCGUUUCUCUGAACCUCUCAUAUUCCCUGGGUUUCCGCUUGUGUUCCUCUGUCGCUCAGUUGAUGCUGAGUUGGUGGAUGAACACAGGUCCCAGCUCAUUCAGAGGGUCACCAUGGUGAUGUCUAUAGCUGAUGAGCUGCUCGCUGAAGGCAUGAUUCAUAAAGAGAUGUACUCCAACAUCAGUGCUGCCAGAACUGAUGAGGACAAAAUGAGGGAGCUCUUUAAAGCCCUCCACUCUGGAGGAAACAAAGUGAAAUCUGCCUUUCUCUCCAUACUGAGGGAGAAUGAACCGAAUCUGGUCCAGGAUUUGGAAUCCCACAUCAAACAAGGAGAUCAACAAGAGAACAAAAGCACAAUAAGCCUAAAGUACAAGGAAUUCAUCAGAGGUGAAUAUGCCACAGUGCAGGAGUACAACUCUCUCCCUGGAGAACAUGUGAAGCUAGAUGAUCGCUACACUGAGCCCCUGAUCAUCCAGAAACACCGUCAGCAGAGAGAGAGAGAGGAGGAGAUCCGCUCCAGAGGACAGAACUUUCAUCACGUCAUGGACCAGAGGGACAGCGAGGCCUACAAGAGUACCAAAGUGGAGAGGCUGUUUGAUCCAGACGAGCACAGAGACAUUCAGAGAACAGUGAUACUGCAGGGCCACUCUGGAACUGGCAAGUCAUUUACCAGUCAGAAGAUCAUGUCUGACUGGGCCUUUGGAAGACUUUACGAAGACCGAUUUGACUUUGUUUUUCACCUGAGGUGCAAAGAACUGAACCAGGCCACUGGGAGAAAAAGUCUGAUGGAUCUGCUUGACUACGAUCAGAGUUCAUCAUCAAUGAUCAAGCAGGUCCUUCACCAGUCUCCUGAGAGGGUUCUCUUCCUGGUAGACGGCUUUGAUGAACUCAAAUUCUCACUUGAUGUACCUAAAGACUCCCUUCCCAGGGACCCGUGGACACAAUGCUCCCCCGAAGUGACACUGAGUGGCCUGAUAUUGAAACAUAUCUUACCCGAGUCCUUCCUGCUUGUCACCACCAGGUCCACAGCGUUGGUCAAACUGAUUGGAGUGCUCAAACAUCCAGUGAGAUACGCUGAGAUAUUGGGCUUUUCUGAGAAAGGCGUGAAGGUCUACUUUGAGAAGUUCUUCAAACAGAAGCAACACUCACAUCAAGCCUAUGACUUUGUGAGGGAAAAUGAAACCCUUUUCACCGCAUGUUUCAUUCCAGUCAUCUGCUGGAUCAUUUGCACAGUUUAUAGGGAGCAAUUUGAUGAAGGCACAGAGAUGAUACAAUCGCUGGAGACCACCACCUCCAUCUUUGUUGAAUUUGUUGACACUCUGUUGAAGCACCACUGUCAGGAUUUGGGUCAGUCAGCUCUUACUAUUCUCCAAGGACUAGGCAAGCUGGCAGAAAAGGGAAUGGAAGAGCAGCAGGUGUCAUUUGACCAUGAUUGUGUCUCACAGACAGUGUCAGAUCCUUCCAAAGUCCCCUUCUUGUGUAAGUUUCUCCAAAAGAAAAGAGUAAGUCAGACCACUAUGUACAGCUUCAUGCACCUCAGCUUCCAGGAGUUUUUCACAGCCCUCUCAUACAUGUUACUGGGUGAUGAGGAAGCUCAGGAGAAAGUUAGAGAGCUACUUUCCAAGGUUCGACUUGGAAAAGAAAACAGUCACCUGCUACCCAUAGUUCAAUUUCUCUUCGGCAUCGCAAACAAGGAAGUGGGAAAACGUCUAGAGGAUAAAAAACACAUCUCUUGUUCUCAAGGAAUUUGGACCCAGCUCAAACAUUUUAUUCUGGAAGUCAUUGAAAAAGGAAAGGAGGAUCAAAUCGUUAGACGUACAAUGCAGCUUUUCACGUUUCAUUGUCUAUAUGAGCUCCAUGCAGAUGAUUUUGUUAAAGAAGCCAUGGAAACAUACACAGAUAUUCAUCUGACCGGGACUCCCAUGACAAACACAGACUGUUGGGUGUUGAGGUAUUGUCUUCAGCACUGCAAGUCCAUUGAAAGUCUUGGUCUGAGUGGGUGCAACUUAACUGCAGAGAACAUGAAAAUGCUUUCACCAGGGUUGAGAAAAUGUAAAGAUCUUGUGUUGCAGGUGGACGACCUCGCCGAUGAUGAUUUAGAUGGUCUGUUGACAGCGCUGGGAGAAGGAAAGAGUUUGGAGCUGGAUCUGCAUAAGACCAACUUCUCUGAUGAGAAAGUACAGGACUUGCUUGUUUGUCUCACUAAACACAAAACCAGAAAAGUUAAAAUUGGAGUGAAGUCCAUCACCAGAAAUACAGCUGACAAAUUCAUGUCCCUCAUCAAUAAGGCACAUGGAGUCUUGGAAAGCAUAGAGCUUCAUAGUUGUGGGAAUGUUGCUUUGAGUGGCCAGCUACAGAAAGAUGGAGUGAGAACUCUCCAAACUCAUCUUAGGUUGAAAGUGUCAGAACUACGAAUGAUCUGUGUCUUCAUCCGAGCAUCUGGCUACAGUUUGAGUGAUGUAGAGUUGACUGUGCGCUGUGUGGCUGACCUUUCAGACACUGACGUGGAUGACCUGCUUGCAAUCAUCCUCCCUGUAGACAAAUUAAGGUUUACUAUUGAACACAACGAUUUUAAUGAUUGCGAUAGUUGGAGUGACGUUUUACAGUUCCAGUCAGCAGUCGGAAGCAUUGAAUUAACCCUAUCUGACAAUCCUGUAUUUGACUUGAGAAGCUUCUUUCAUCUAUUUCACACUCAACAUCCAGAGUGGGAUGAGCAUGUUGAUGAACUGAUCUCGCUGCUUCACCAUGACACCUCUCUGGAGGAAAUAACUCUGAUGGUGAGCAGCAUGACAGAGAGGUGUGCUACCAGUGUAGUCCGUCUCAGCCAGGCCUGCCCAAACCUAACGACGAUAUUCGUUAAUGUAAUCGGUUUCUUAUUGGAGGAUGGAAUACAAUGCUUACGUGAAUCAAAGACGCUCCCAGACUGCACGUUAGUCGUCACAGGGCAGAGAUGCAGGAAGGCUACAGUCCAGUGUACUGACAGGAAGGACUGGAUGCGCAGUUGUAAUGAAUUUGUUCAGUGCACUUUAGAAGGAGAAACAUUCUCAGAGACAGAUUGUGACGAUAGUCCAUGUUGUAAUAUUCUAUAGUGACCAUGACAAAAGCCCUGUUUAUACCUGGAGCUAACAUCCUGUGUCCUGAUCUUCUCCACAUUCUGAUUGUGUCCACAUUUUCAGAAACAUGUCUACACAUAGAUAGUAUUAAAAUGUGUCUCAUCUAUCUGUCCACUGCAUUGUGACAAGAUUUCUGGUCCCUCACUGUAUGCAAAUUGUUUCACAGUCUUUCAAAAUAACAAAAUAAUAAAUAUUGUUUAAAAGACACAUAUUGAUGGCAUAAGUGAGUGGUGAAAGAAAUUAUUUAAAAUGUCUGAUUCACUCUGAAUCUACCAUCUUAGAAGUCAUUUGUGUGACUUCAAAAUGAGAGCCAUUGUACAAAACAAAUUCAACAGUGAUUGGAUUGUCUCUAAUAAAUCUAACCAAUCAGAGUAUCGAAGUUGAUGACAUCACCAUCUCUGGCCAAACCCAUUGGUUUCUGGGACCAAUCAGAACAGUCAGUUUGGCUGGAGCUAAGUGGAUGGGUAGCCAGGUAAACGAUCAAACCCAUUGUAACAUAUUGUUGUGGGACAUUGCGACUGCACUGUUGGAGGUAAGAACACAAGCAUUUCACUACACCCGCAAUAACAUCUGCUAAAUAUGUGUAUGUGGCCAAUACGAUUUGAUGCCACUCUCACACACCCCAACACACACCUGUACAAAUGCAUGCAUAGACACACACACACACACACUGUACAAACACACGCACACACGUGCAUACUCAAAAUGUCAUAUGUUAUUCGAGGCAUAAAAUGCUGAAAUUUGUUAGAAAUAUCCUUGAUCAAAGAACGGCAUUCUAAGACUGUGUACUAUAUUGCUUCAUUUCCUGAUAUAAAAUAAAUAAACUACAAGCAAACAUGGUGCCAACCAAACCCAUACUGUGUGACAACCAACCCUGGGAAAGGACUGGUUGUCAAGUGGACAGAGUGUCCACUUGAUGGCUUACAACUCCAUGUUGGAAUAAGAUAUGAGAAAAGGGUGCCCAUUUCAACUCAAGACCUUGAUGUUUCUCUUAAUAUUGAAAAUACUCUUGUAAGAUAUACUGAUGCUGAAAAAUACACACCAGGGUGAAAAGUGUGACAAGCAACCCCGGUAUCCCCUAUAGCGUUCUGGCAGUCGAUGACAGUGCACGCAACCAUUGGUUGAUGCAUGCAACGUCUGAGCAGGGGAACCGGACCAAACACUGGGUAGAGAUUGGGGAACGAUUACUCUUUCACAGAUUUAACGAUGCGCUGAGCAAAUUCACAGCCAUGCAUCAACUCAACUACUUCCUGUUCGAUCCCUACAAUUAACCAACAUCUGACCAAAUCAGAAUACAGCAGAUUAGUUGCUAGGUAGAAAAUGUGUUAACACUUCAAUUCACAACUAGUUCUUCAUAUUUUAGAAGCAGCGACUAAGAAUAUAAUAUUUCUCAUAGUAAUCCUACAUAUGAACUCAGCAAAAAAAGAAACGUCCUCUCACUGUCAACUGCGUUUAUUUUCAGCAAACUUAACGUGUAAAUAUUUGUAUGAACAUAACAAGAUUCAACAACUGAGACA